Messenger RNA from Entrophospora sp. SA101, 231 nucleotides. Lineage: Eukaryota; Fungi; Glomeromycota; Glomeromycetes; Entrophosporales; Entrophosporaceae. The record is from the annotation of a GenBank genome assembly.
AUGUUUAAGUCAGAUAAAAAACGUAAAGCAAAUACUUUCAAUGAUAAAGAUAAGGAUGCAAGUGUUUAUGAUGGUGAAUUAAAAGGCAAAAAAAAGAAAUUUACAAUUAACAACAGCAGUAGCAAUAAUAAUCCAAUUAUUAUUAUUACAAAGAUACCAAAGAAAGGUCCGUUGGCACUUAAUUGUUCAAUGACUAAAGAUCUUUGGUGGCAUCCUGUAACUAACCAAGAA